AUGUUUAACCUGCUUCUCCAUGUGUAUGAUUUUUGUGAUUUAUGCUCAGAGGUGGAUGGAACCAAGCAGGAAGAGGGUGAGGGUUUUUGUCCAUCACAAUGCACUUGUAUAUUCCAUGGAAGAAGCGAUGGAACAGGGGCAAGGUCUGUUCUCUGUAAUGAUCCUGACAUGUUUGAUAUUCCUAUUAAUGUUCCUGUUGACACUGUGAAGCUUCGAGUAGAAAAGACUGUUAUUCGUAGAAUUCCGACUGAAGCCUUCUACUACCUGGUGGAUCUAAAAUACCUUUGGGUUACCUAUAAUAGCAUUUCCAAUAUUGAUUCAAGUAGUUUUUACAAUCUGAAGCAACUUCAUGAAUUACGCUUGGAUGGAAAUAUGAUAUCCGUUUUCCCAUGGGAAUCUUUAAUGGAGAUGCCUCGUCUACGUACAUUGGACCUGCAUAACAACAAGAUAGCAAGUAUCCCUGCUGAUGCUGCACGUUAUUUGAGAAAUAUCACUUAUCUAGAUAUCUCUAGCAACAAACUCACAACUUUGCCUUCAGAUUUGAUGGACAUCUGGCUUCUAUACCCCGAUACAUCAGCCAAAACGACAGACUCCAUAUCGCAGAGAGUUAUACUGGGACUACAAGACAAUCCUUGGUUCUGUGACUGUCGCAUUUCAAGACUGAUUGAGCUUUCAAAACUUGUAGAUCCCCAUGUGGUAUUCCUGGACCCUCUUUUGGUCUGUAAUGGACCCGAAUCUCUAGCAGGCAUUCUAUUCCAAAGAGCAGAGCUAGAGCAGUGUCUGAAACCAUCAGUGAUGACAUCAGCUACCAAAAUUACAUCACCACUGGGUAGUAAUGUGUUGUUAAGAUGCGAUGCUACAGGCUCUCCAACCCCACAAUUACUGUGGAGCAGGACCAACAAUACCGCCUCAAAUUACACAGUUAUCCAGGAAUCCCCAUCGGAUGGCGUCAGAUGGUCAAUUCUAAGUAUGAAUGGCAUUUCUUACAGAGAUGCUGGAGAAUACCGAUGCAAUGCCAAAAAUCUGGCAGGUAUGGCGGAAGCAUCAAUAACCGUCAUAGUACUCGGUGUGGUCACCACAACAGUAUUUCCACAACGCGAAUUGCGCAGAUUAGAAUCAGAACAGCUCAAUACUGUUCGAACUGAAGGGAAAGAGGAAUCAAAAAAAUCAACAAUCACUCCUUGGCUUUCAUUUUCGUCAGUAACAUCAGUAUCCAUAAGAACAUCAACAGCACCACCCACAUUAGUGCCAACAACUGUUGUAUCUACCACAUUAAAAAGUCCAGAGAGGAAACAGCAAAAACUAUACCCAGAGAUGAAGAAGAACCGUGAGGGGAAUACACAAGGAAACAAGAAAAAGUUUGAUUUGGUCAGAGAGCAAAAUGGAAUAAUAGCAACACAACAGAACUCUGUGGUAUGUAACCUGAAAGUAAGCAUAGAGUCGGAGGAUCGGGUCACCUUAACCUGGAAGACCCUCAACACCACAAACACCUCUACUUUGACUGUCCUGUACUCAAAAUAUGGUGAUGAAGAGAUGCUGAAGCUGAGCACGGAUCUCAGCAAAAACAGAGUAACCAUCGACGGUUUACAGCCCAGCACAAAAUACAUGGCGUGUGUUUGUCCCAAAUCAACUCCACCCAAGAAAGACCAAUGUAUUGUAUUCUCUACCGAUUCUCUACUGACUACGGAAAGUGGCUCGCAGGUGUCUAUUCUAGUUGUGGCCAGCAGUGUGGCCUGUGUUGUUAUUUUACCAGUCAUUUUCAUUUUACUUUACAAAGUUGUGAAACUGCAAUGCAAGCCACAGAGUCCUGGCGAAGAGGAUCUCUUAAAGGAGACUUACGUAAAAUUUGAAACUUUGUCCUUGAGGCCACGUUCCAUAAAUACUGGAACAGAAUUAUGGACAAGAAGAGACACAACAGAAUCAGAAAGGCUUCUUCUGUGCUCUAGGUCAAGUAUGGAGUCCCAGGUGACUUCUAAGAGUGAAGGAUCCAGGCCUGAAUAUUACUGUUGACUUCUGAAUAUUUUACCUUGGAGUUAAAAUUAAUUAAAUUUAAAAAAAUGGAAUUAUUGUGAAAUGAACAUUAAGAGGAAAAACUGUUGGAAAUUUGUUAUCAUACAGUUGUUUGACGUUGAAUGAGGGUUGUGUUUUUUCUUUUCUGUUGGUUUUGAUUAAGACUUUCUUUAUAAUAAAAGUUAUUUUUUUAGUUGAAUUGAUCAUAAAAUUGUUAUUUCUGAAACUGUGGAGACAUGUAGCUCCAUAUUUAUAUUUAUUGGUUUUGGUGGGGUUUGUAAAUACUAUUGUGAAAUAAAAUGAAGUACGUUCAGGAAAGUGUGAACAAUAUGAAAGGGAGUAUGUGUUUUUGUCUAGUAGAUUGAUUUGAGCCUAAUAUGUAAUGAAAGGAAAUUUAACUUCACCAAGAAAGUGGUAGAUAAGUGGAGAAGGAUUCUAACAGACUAAUACAGUGAGGGAAUGUAAACGUAUAUUGGAAGUA
This is a messenger RNA of Spea bombifrons (plains spadefoot toad), 2491 nucleotides long. It is a transcript of the gene LRIT3, whose product is annotated as leucine rich repeat, Ig-like and transmembrane domains 3. The coding region runs from base 1 to 2010 and encodes 669 amino acids. Gene Ontology annotation, molecular function: protein binding. Lineage: Eukaryota; Metazoa; Chordata; Amphibia; Anura; Pelobatidae. The record is from RefSeq and is a predicted model, not a curated record. The transcript has 5 exons.